Messenger RNA from Emericellopsis atlantica, 1054 nucleotides. Its product is annotated as chitin synthase export chaperone. Gene Ontology annotation, cellular component: endoplasmic reticulum membrane. Gene Ontology annotation, biological process: protein folding. The transcript has 5 exons. The record is from RefSeq and is a predicted model, not a curated record. Lineage: Eukaryota; Fungi; Ascomycota; Sordariomycetes; Hypocreales; Bionectriaceae. The coding region runs from base 125 to 1012 and encodes 295 amino acids.
UUGACACGCUCGUUCAGUCGACUGAGCAAAGCUUCUCUUGUCGAACAACCUAUACACACUCUCCCGUCUCCGAUCAGGCGCGCGGCUGCGUCUUGUUGCGCCUCGGGGGGCGUCUGCAGUCACGAUGGGGUCAACCGAGUUUGGCAACUUUCACGACUUCUGCAGAGACUCGACCCUACCAAUUUGCAACAUCUUGUCAAACCAAAAUGGUCAAGAUGGACCGUGGGGUGGCUGUGAGCUGAAGGGUAUAUCGCUAUCGGGCGACAGGAAACUGGGCAACCUUGGCGCUAUUCUCCUCUGCGGCCUCGCAAUCAUUACGUCUCUUUUUCUGCUGCUCAAGUCGGAGAAGAAGAAGGCGGCUGUUGGGCGAAGGGAAAUGCAGCUGUUUUUGCUGGGCUACAUCAUUAUCAGCAUCUGCGAGAUUUUCUCGGUCGGCGAAUUCCCCUUUCCCAAGAGUGCUCGCGAUGGAUUCACCGCCGUGCACAUUGGCGCCAUCGUUGCAACUACGUGGAUUCUUGUGAUGAACGCUCUGAUUGGAUACCAGUUUAUCGACGACGGCACCGCUUUGUCCCUCGGUCUUUGCCUAAUCACGGCAGCCGCCUUAUUCGUCGGUACCGGUUACAUCGCCCUGGAUACAGGAUUCGACUUCACUGGCUAUUGGGAGGACAGCUAUAAGGGGGAUAACCGCCACAUUGCCCUUUACGUCCUCUACCAACUGGUCCCUCUUAUCUUCCUCGUCGCCUUUUAUGUGCUCGAGGCCAUCCUCGUCCUUCGAGUACUGGGCGAGACUCGGCCCAUGAUCUACCUCACUGCUGCUGCAGUACUUUUCGCCGCUGGGCAGGUCUUCAACUACGUUGUCAGCAAGUACAUCUGCGACGGAACCAACGGCAAGAUCGACGGCUCCAUGUUUGAAACGCUGUUCACUUAUCUGUCCGUGGUUGCCGUCUGGAUUUUCUGGUCAAGCAUCACGGAGGACGACUGGCCGAUGCCUGUCGGUACGACAUAUCCUUGAAACAUUGGAGAACACGCAGCCUCUAUCUCUUUUAUCUAUUUA